Messenger RNA from Corvus hawaiiensis (hawaiian crow), 2872 nucleotides. RefSeq names its product C1q and TNF related 3 (gene C1QTNF3). NCBI's taxonomy places the organism in Eukaryota, Metazoa, Chordata, Aves, Passeriformes, Corvidae. Bases 245 to 1189 code for a protein of 314 amino acids. The record is from RefSeq and is a predicted model, not a curated record. Gene Ontology annotation, molecular function: protein binding. The transcript is spliced from 6 exons.
GUAGUGAAGUGGUGAAUAAUGCCUGGUUUGUUUAAAGGAGCAUGACUGAUUUUGGAUGAAGGAUCCUGUCACUUUGGCAUUUUUAGUUUUAUUUAUUGCAUGCAACUGUAUAAAACCUGGUGCUGGUCUCCGUGCCAGGCUUACUAGUGGAAAAGCUGAAGGGACCACAUAACUUCUGGUGCAGCAAAGAGGUUCUACUUCUGCAAGGCAUUUGCUGGACUCCUGAAAAAUUAUUUUGAAUAACAUGGCAGAGAAGGAUUUCAUCAGUUGGCAUCUACUGGCUUUAUUUUUUCUUCCAUUUUGCCUGUGUCAAGAUGAAUACAUGGAGGUGAGCAGAAGAUCUUAUAAACCCGUGGCCAAAAUAUUGCAAAGUCACCACCAGACUGGUCACAAAGGUUCCAGAAGCAGGGAAAUAUUGAAACAGCGGAAUCAACUAAUAGAGUGGACUGUUGUUAAUAGCACAUCUACAGACCAUAAAGUCCUGAGACCAGAGGUAGAUGAUGUAGAACUGACUACCUCAGAUAGAGUCCAGCCCCCCCAGCCUGGACCACAGAAUCCAGACUGCAGUUCCUGCUGCCGAGGUGACUUUGGAGUUCGACUCUACCAAGGGCCCCCAGGACCUCCCGGGCCCCCUGGGAUGCCAGGAAAUCAUGGAAACAAUGGAAAUAAUGGAGCAACUGGCCAGGAAGGAGCCAAAGGUGAGAAAGGAGACAAAGGAGAUAUGGGACCAAGAGGAGAGCGUGGACAUCAUGGGCCCAAAGGCGAGAAAGGUUACCCUGGGAUUCCCCCAGAGCUGCAGGUCGCAUUCAUGGCUUCGAUGGCUACUCACUUCAGCAACCAGAAUAGUGGGAUCAUCUUCAGUAGCGUUGAAACCAACGUUGGGAAUUUUUUUGAUGUCAUGACCGGCAGAUUUGGUGCUCCAGUGAAUGGGGUGUAUUUCUUCACCUUCAAUAUGAUGAAACAUGAAGAUGUGGAGGAAGUGUACGUGUACUUGAUGCAUAAUGGUAAUACAGUCUUCAGCUUAUAUAGCUAUGAAUCCAAAGGGAAAGCAGAUACUUCAGGAAAUAGUGCAGUCCUAAAACUCGCCAAGGGAGAUGAAGUUUGGCUGCGAAUGGGAAAUGGAGCCCUCCAUGGGGACCAUCAACGCUUCUCCACCUUUGCUGGGUUUCUUCUUUUUGAAACCAAGUAAAAAAAAAAAAAGGAAACAACCCAAUGGAUAUUUAUCUGAAGAAAAAUCUUUUUUGGAACUGGUAUUUUUCACUGGACUGUGAAAUAACAUUACAACAUUGGAGGAUGAAGAAGCUUUGUUUUGAUGCAAUGUGUUGCUACUUGUGUGUCAGAGAUCAGCUGAAUACAUUGGGCAGCUGACACAGAUUCACAGAUGACACACAGAUGUCAUCUGGGUUGCACCUAUUGAAUCAUUAAAUGUUGCUAUUCCUCUCUUCCCCAAAAGUGAAUGAAAAAAAAGGAAAAGGAGUUUAAAGAAUUUAAAGAGCAGUUUACAUAAAUUCAAUUUCAUCUCUAAAUAUACGCUAAUUAAGUACAUGUCAGGAACUGAACAAUUGUUUCAAAAUUUCCUAAUAACUUAUUCAGUUCUCGUUACAUGUUCAUUUAAGUUUGCACCAUGGAAACAGGCCUGAAUGUAUUAUAAGCAGGCUCAGGUGAGACCAGAUCUAAAGGAAGAAGUUUGUAUUGGAUUGGAAUGAACUCAAAUAGAAGAAAAAAAUGUGAAAAUACAGAUGUCAAGGAUUCAGGUUUAUUGCAUUCCCAUCUCAAACCUCUGAAAACGUAUCUGGUGUCAUUUUUCACAGAUUUUUAGCAUAUAUUUAUGCUUACUCUCUCUCUCUUAGAAGAAGAGUGUUAGUAGUUCUUGCCUUAGUAGCAGCUUGAAGCUAAGGUAAUUUAGUUUGCAGUGUGAAGGGGAUCAGGCAGGGGAACUGUAAUGUUUCCUCCUAGCCUUAGAAUUUUUGAAACCUGAUGUAACUAAAUGCAGGGUGUCAAAGCAGAGGCAUAUAUGCUAAAGAAAUCAGGAUAUGCCAACAGCACAGAGAUACACAAACUUUGUGGUGUUUGGAGCUCCUUCAGAAGGAUGUACCUUAUAAUAUUGCAUAUUUACUUAACAGUGAAGUUGUUGAAACAGUUUUCCUAGCAGCCUUCCAAGAAUCAGUAUUUCAGGAAAAGACAUUGCAAAGCAGCAGCAGCUAAGCCAGUUCAGUAUUUAACUGGUGAAAGCAAAUACUGGCUGGCUCAGAAGCUCUGGUCCCAAUACACUGGGCCACUCUUCAGCAUUCAUAUUUGUCACUGGCUUUUCAAAAUUUGGGUACCUGAAAUUCUGUCUUGCUAUUUUCCUUUGAAUAAGAUCAAAGUCAAUACUGAAGUUUGAAUGUAUCUUAUUCUGGCUCUCCAUACGUAAGUUAAUGAAAUAUAAAUUCUUUUUUAACAGACAUUACAUUUUAAUCAGACAUUACCUGCCAUUAAUGUACAAGAAGGUGGGGUUAGGAAAACAUUUGUUUGAAAUUCUUUUAUACUGGAUGCAGGUAUCAGUAGCACAACAAUAGAGCAAAUGAAUCAAAAUUUGCCCUACAAAUUUGUAUGUCCUUGUACACGUUCCUAGUGUAUGUAACCACAUCUUAUGAAGAAAAAUGCAUGUUGAUACUUGAUGAUUAUGACUUGUGAUUUUUUAGUUUUAUGCAUCAACCACUGAAAAUGUUAGCUUUAAUGAACUGUUGUUGGAUGAGUUUUUAUCAUUUCUUUAUGAACUUAGGUCAGGUUUGCGCCAUGCAGGUUUUUAAAACCUGAGACCAUGUUAUUUUGUUAAGCUUACUUUGUAAAACAUACAUUUAUCCAAUAAAGAUUAAUGGUUACAAAACCA